CAGGACACGUGGCAUUUCGUUCAGCGUCUAUCUGUCAAAGCACCGUGAGAUCAUGGCGACGCGUGUGACCAGACGGCGCUUAAACCCUUCUUCUUCUUCUUCUCUCCGUCGUCCUCCGUAGUCUCUUUUAGUCCAUCGUUUGGCUGAAUCACAAGAUGAACAGAAGAAUUAACAUGGAAGGAGCGAAGAGAAAAAUUUCCUUGUUCGCGCGAAAGAUAGUCAAGAGGAAGAACAGAAGAAUCGUCACGAGUGUCGUGACCUACCUCAAAUCCGAUGCAUACUUUUUCUCUCCUCUGUUUUCCGAUUUUCCACCGCUCCCGCCGCAGAUACAGAUGCCUCCGCCGUCUAAUUCCGAUUCAUCGAAGGCGGACGAAGUCUCCAUGGCAGGGUUUGAGGCACUGGGGAUCGAGAGGGUGAAGAAAAAUAAGAGAAAAAUGUCGGAGAAAGUGAAGGAAUAUCUAAAAUCUGAUUAUCAUAUGUACGGACCCAUGAUCUCGCUUCCAAAGCUGGGUUCUUCGCUUAAAGUUUUCGUGGCAGGGGAAGUGCAAAUCAAAAAUUUGGUAACCAUGGAAGUAUCAACGAGCACUACAACCAUGAGGGAAGAUAACAACAGCUAUAGGAAUCUCCGGUCAGACAUUGCAGAACAGACACUGCGUAAAGGAAGAAUCAGCUCUCCAAAACGAGCAAUGGUCAUCUUAGAAGGACAACGAAGCCGUGAAACAGAUCUUUCACCAGCCUUCUCGUCUCUACCAGAGGAGAAGAUGGUGAAGCCAGAUCAAAGGAGAGUUCUAAUUGAGUGAAGAUAGUUUAGUCACAUAAUAGACAGUGUAAUCAUUGUAAAAUACAAAUUAAUUAGAUACAAUAAUUAGAGGAGUUCCAAGAGAAUAGGUUUUGUGUGAUAGGAAAGCGUUUCUUGUUGAUAAGCUUUUGUAGGAAGUGAUGUAUGAACGAGGAUGACAAAGAUGUGCGUCUGUCUGAACAUAUUGCCAUGUUACUUGUCUGCUCUUUGAUAUGUAGUUGUAGAAA
Messenger RNA from Eutrema salsugineum, 1026 nucleotides. RefSeq lists its product as uncharacterized. Bases 156 to 800 code for a protein of 214 amino acids. Lineage: Eukaryota; Viridiplantae; Streptophyta; Magnoliopsida; Brassicales; Brassicaceae. The record is from RefSeq and is a predicted model, not a curated record. The transcript is spliced from 4 exons.